Colletotrichum acutatum is the source of this 5387-nucleotide messenger RNA. Its product is annotated as C2 domain-containing protein. The transcript has 3 exons. Bases 466 to 4953 code for a protein of 1495 amino acids. The record is from RefSeq and is a predicted model, not a curated record. Gene Ontology annotation, molecular function: lipid binding. Lineage: Eukaryota; Fungi; Ascomycota; Sordariomycetes; Glomerellales; Glomerellaceae.
CUUCAUCACUGCCACAUUUGCCUUGCCCUCCCUCCUCAACCUUAGCUUCGUGGCUUCCCGCCUUCUGUCUUUCUUCUACCGAAUCUUGUUUCUACUUCGUGCCGCCCUCCACAAUUUCUUCACUAAGCUACCUUAGUAUCCCAACUACUGGCCGACCAGCCACAGUCCGGCCACUCUCCAUUCACUCCCUCCUUUUUCCCCUGUCGCCGAUCUACUUCUCUCUUCUCGUCUCUUUUUAGUCCGAGACCCUCCCUGAGACCCUCCUCGCGUCCCUUCUCCAAUUCCGUUACUUGUUCACCUUCUCCCCUCCAAACUCCAAUUCCAACGAGGCCACCCGGUCUACCUCGUCCAUUGCAAAGGCUACAAUUGCAUGCGUCGAUACAGCAUCGCAAGCUGAGCGCCUUGCUAAUUGACUCGGUCAUCCCACACUAAGCUGCUCCGCGCGGCGCCCGAGAGCUUCACAAGAUGGCUUCCGCACUCGAGAAGAACGAGCUCAAGGUUCAGGGUGUCGUCGAGGCUGCCCAGGAUCCCGAAUCGAACGUCUCUGCAGACGAUGCUCAGAAGAAGAUAGUCGAGGAGUCCAAGAAGGCUGGCAUCACCGCCUUCACCUUCGACCCGGAUGCGAGCCCUGAAGAGAAGCGCCGCCAAGCUGCAGCUGCUGUUCCCGCAGGCUUCCAUUCCCAGCGAACCAAGGGUAUUUCAGUCGUAACCGAUGUAGCUGAUUCGAGCGCUCCCGUCACCGAUCUUCCACCCCCGACCAAAGAAGGCGUCAUCGAGUUGCCCAAGGACAAGGACGGGAACACGAUCAAGACCAACGAUCCCCAAAGCCAGGACGAAGAACCGUACACGAGAACUGGUUGGGCCCCGAGGUUCGGCUGGCCCGCUGACGACCUCCAUGAUGCGGCAAGUCUCCUAGAUCACUCGACCUGGCUCGAAAGCAAUAUCCCGGAUAAAUUCUACGGAGACUGGUACCAUAAUGCCGCCAUCAUUGCCUUUGCCUGUAUCUCCUCAUGGCUCGUUGCUGUUUUGGGCGGAGGCCUUGGCUGGGUCUUCAUUCUCAUGGCUGUGUGCUCAACUUACUACCGGACUUCUAUUCGCCGAGUCAGGCGCAACUUUCGCGACGACAUCAACAGAGAACUUUCGCUGAAGAAACUUGAGACUGAAACCGAAUCGCUCGAGUGGAUCAAUUCCUUCAUGCUCAAGUUCUGGCCUAUCUAUCAACCCGUUCUGGCACAGACCAUCAUCAACUCUGUUGAUCAGGUUCUCAGUGGUGCUACUCCCGCCUUCCUCGAUAGCUUGAAGCUCAAGACGUUCACUCUCGGCUCGAAGCCCCCACGGAUGGAGCACGUAAAGACGUACCCCAAAGCUGGAGAUGACACUGUCAUCAUGGAUUGGAAAUUUAGCUUCACCCCGAACGACACGGCGGAUAUGACCUCCAAGCAAAUCAAGAACAAGAUCAAUCCCAAGGUUGUUCUUGAGAUUCGAGUCGGAAAGGCCAUGAUCAGCAAGGGUCUUGAUGUGAUCGUUGAGGACAUGUCCUUUUCUGGCAUCAUGCAACUCAAGAUCAAGCUACAGAUCCCUUUCCCUCACAUUGAAAAGGUGGAGAUGUGCUUCUUGGAAAAGCCCACGAUUGAUUACGUUUGCAAACCUCUCGGUGGUGAGACUUUCGGAUUCGAUAUCAACUUCAUUCCUGGACUCGAGUCUUUCAUCCUCGAGCAAAUCCACGGCAAUCUUGCUCCCAUGAUGUACUCCCCCAACGUGUUCCCCAUUGAAGUCGCCAAGAUGCUGGCCGGAACCCCAGUUGACCAGGCUAUUGGCGUGGUUGCUGUUACUCUCCAUGGCGCUCAGGGCCUCAAGAACCCUGACAACUUCUCUGGUUCGCCCGAUCCGUAUGCCGCCUUGACCUUGAAUCGCCGCCAGCAGCUUGCCCGCACAAAGCACGUCAAGGACACUGGAAGCCCGCGCUGGAACGAGACUCACUACAUUAUCAUCACCUCUUUCAACGACUCUUUGGAUAUCCAGGUAUUCGAUUACAAUGACUUCAGGAAACACAAGGAGCUGGGCGUGGCAUCAUUUGCCCUUGAUCAGGUUGAGGAACUGGCUGUUCACGAGAACGAAGUCCUGGAAGUCAUUGCAGACGGCAAGGCUCGAGGUCAGCUUUCCUGCGAUAUUAGAUUCUUCCCAGUCAUGGAGCCCAAGAAGUUGGAAGACGGCAGCUUGGAGCCCCCGCCAGACUCCAACACGGGCAUUCUUAGAUUCACAGUGGAGCAGGCCAAGGACUUGGAUGGCACCAAGAGUCUUGUCGGCCUUCUCAACCCCUACGCCACUCUGCAUCUCAACGGCCGAGACGUCCACUCUACAAAGAAGCUAAAGAGGACUAACAACCCGAUCUGGGACAAUGGCUCGAAGGAGAUGUUGAUUACUGAUAAGAAGAACGCUAAACUUGGAGUCACGAUCAAAGACGACCGCGAUCUCACGGGCGACCAGGUCAUCGGCAAGUACCAGAUCAAGCUUGAGGAUAUGCUGGAGUGCAUGGGCAAGAGCCAGGAGUGGUUCCACCUCUCUGGCGUCGCGACCGGUCGCGUGAAGAUGAUGGCCCAAUGGAAGCCGGUUGCUCUGUCUGGCGUGGUUGGUGGAACAGGAGGCUACGUCACCCCGGUUGGUGUUAUGCGUUUCCACUUCAAGAACGCAAAGGACCUUCGCAACUUCGAGACUCUCGGCAAAUCCGACCCCUAUGUGCGUGUUCUUCUCUCCGGCAUUGAGAAAGCUCGCACGGUUACCCAUAAGAACACUCUUGAUCCCGACUUUGAUGAGGUCCUCUACGUUCCAGUACACUCGGCUCGCGAGCGCCUCACGCUCGAAGUCAUGGACUCUGAGAAGAUGGGCAAGGACCGCAGUCUUGGUUUGAUUGAAGUAUUCGCCGGCGACUACAUCUCGCAAGCUGAGAACGGCGAGUACAACGUGCACGAUCAGAAGAAAACCUUCCAAGGAGGCCUGCAGCUUCAUGGCAAGGGCAUCGCAAAGGGUGUUCUGACCUACACGGUAUCCUUCUUCCCUUGUCUCAAUGUUGCCGACCCUGAAGACGAGGAGGAAGAGGCGGAGGCGGCUGCGGCCGCGAAGGCGAUUGAGGAUGCCCCGCGAUCGUCAGAGGCUGGUAAAUUCAGCAGCUCCAUGGAGAAGAAGACCGAGGAGAAGAAGGAUGGAACCGAAUUGGAAAUCAGCCCGCCAAAGACACCAGUCACUCCCGUCUCACCAACUAUGCCCAGGAAAUCCAAGGAUGAGAGCGGCCCGCCUAAGAUCCGGCUGUCUCCUCAGGAGCUCCUCAAGUACGAGUCUGGUCUCUUGAUCUUCAAGCUCAUGGAAGCGGAGAUGCCUGAGCACAACACGCACCUGGAAGUCUGGGUCGACGACAUGGCAUUCCCCUCAUAUACCUCGUCUGCCGCCAAGCACAAGAAGCACGCAUUUGAUGAAAUUGGCGAUUGUUUCAUCCGAGAGCUCGACUUCUCUCGUCUUACACUCAAGGUCCGUGAGAAGGGCGACAAGGUCGAGGGCAGCGACAAGGACAAGGACCACACCAUCGCCAAGCUGCAGGGAAACACUUUGGACACGCUGAAGCAGUGCCUGAACAACCCCACGACUCUCAAGUUGAAAGACAAGGAAAACCGGCCCAGCAGUGUCAAGGUCAGCCUCAAGUAUAUUCCCGUCAAGAUGCAGCUGGAUCCGAGCGAAAGUAUCAACAACAUGGGUACCCUCCGCGUCGAUGUUUUGGACGCCCAAGACCUCCCGUCAGCCGACUCAAAUGGCAAGAGCGACCCUUACUGCAAGUUUGAGCUCAAUGGCGAGGAUGUGUACAAGACCAAGGUUCAGAAGAAGACGCUGCACCCUGCCUGGAACGAAUUCUUUGAAGUUCCCGUCCCAUCGAGAACGGCUGCCAAGUUCAAGGUCACUGUGUGGGACUACGAUUUCGCCGACAAGCCCGACUUCCUUGGAGCUGCCGACAUCAACCUUGAGCAGUUGGAUCCCUUUAGACCUAGCGAGAGUCGACUGAUUCUGGAUGGAAAGUCGGGCACAGUCAGAUUGAGGAUGCUUUUCCGGCCCUCGUAUGUCACUCGAACUCGCCAAGGCACCUCCACCUUUUCUGGAACAUUCGCGGCGCCUGGAAGAAUCGUCACGGGCAUUGCUGGCGCACCCAUCAAAGUUGGCAGCACCGUUGGUCACGGCGUGGGCAAAGGUGCUUCUUUCCUCAAGCGCGGCUUGUUUUCCAGAAAGGAGGAUGACGCAGAUGGUGCGUCGUCUAGUUUCAACGACAUCCCGACCAUUGUCGAGAAUGGAGGCAGCCCUCCUGGGCCGACACCUGGCCUCGGACUCAAGCGGGCAACAGGGUUCUCCACAUCGGAUGGGAGUGAAUCCCCUGAUACGCGACCGGGCACCUCCAAUGGCUCUACACUGGGUGGUCACGCGCGUAAACAGAGCAACGGAGCCGCCUCUGUUCACAGCUUGAACCCAGGUUCUCCCGGCUCAGGAAGCGCCUCUUUCACCGUCGUGUCUGCAACGGGAUUCCCUCCCUCAACCGACCUGUACAUCAUCAUCAACCAGUUGACGCCCAAGCCCAAGGCAAUCGGCAAGACCAAGCACCAUAAGGACGCCACCGGUUUCUUCCGAUUCAACGAGACUUUCAAGACCACAUGCACACCCGAUACCCAAUUCAAGAUCGAGGCCAAGGGCGAGCACACCCUCAGAAGCGAUGACGACCUGGGCGAAGCCCUGUACUUUGUGGAUGAAACUGGAACUGGGGCCGAGAAGGAGAUCAAGGUUGGAAGCGGAACGGUCAUCAUGAAGAGUACCUUCGUCGCGUCAGCCAGCACCUUGGACCCUGAUAGCCCCAAGUCGAUCGUUCGCCGCAGCUUCAUGAGCAAGCGUGAGAGUCGCAGCAGAGAGGGAACACCGAGCUAAUUGAUUUGGUUCCAGCUCUUGUGUCGAACCUCGUUUCUGGACUGUAACUGUUUUCUUCAUACGUCCUUUUCCUUUGAUAACAAAAAGCUUUUUGACCUCUUUCAGAUACCUUGGAUGUUGCCCAUCAAGCUGGCGAUACCAUCCACUAAUGAGUCUUUUUCAUUAUAAUCUUCUCAUUUAUUUUGUACUGGAGGGCGUAGGCGGAGGUUUCAGGGAGGCGGUCGGGUAGGGCGUGGACUUGUGGUAGAGAGAGCAGGGCAAAUAGGUCCAUAGCUUCUUGUAGUGAAGAUGCAAUUCCAGCUAUCCAAUGUCACUGAGCCAGCUCCAUAAGCCCUUAUGCUGCAUCAACCUCAAAAAACUUGCACCUUGUCUUGAUUCAGAUCAACUAUCAGAGAUCAUUUGGUCCAUUAUUUUUCGCCUUGUCUAGGGGUAGG